UAGAAAUAGGCGGGGUUUAUGACUUUGUGGAUGUGAUAACUAGUGUCGCAGAAGGAGCGCGUCAGACUGCACAAAGGGGAUACAUGCAUCGGGAGAGACGUCGUAGCUAGAUAUUUCAAACUGUUCAAGACCUGUCGUAGUCGUCUCGAAACUCAAAAUGUACCGCUUGCGGGCGUUGUCAGCUGUAGCGUUGGGGCUGGUGCAGUUGUCACGUCGUUACCAUGGUGAGGCUGUGAGGGGCGGGGCCGGUAAGAGGAGACUGAUGCUAGCAGCUCUGGUGGGCGUGACCGGGGCCUCAGCCAGCGCUGGACUGCUCUGGACCAGAGCGUACGCAGACGCCGGGCCUUCCGUCGAGCACGACGAACAUCCCGAGGUAAAGGAGGCGGGGUUUGUGAAAGAGGCAGAGUCAGAGGCCGAGAGUUCGGUGGAGGCCAGCGACGGAGAGGAGGGAGGAGCGGAUGAAAAGAAGAAGAAACCACGAUCGGGAUUCCGUGACCGCAAGGUGAUGGAGUAUGAGAAUAGGAUUAGAGCCUACUCCACUCCAGACAAGAUCUUCCGUUACUUCGCCACGCUGAAGAUCAUCAGUGAGCAUGGAGAUGCAGAGGUCUACAUGACCCCACACGACUUUGUCCGUUCCAUCACCCCCAACGAGAAACAGCCAGAGAACCUGGGUCUGGAUCAGUUCCAGGUGAAGCGAUAUGAUGGAAAGAAGAUUUCCCAGGAGAGGGAGAAGUUUGCGGAUGAGGACAGUAUCUUCUUCACACUGGGAGAGUGUGGUCUCAUCUCCUUCUCUGAUUACAUCUUCCUCACUACCGUGCUCUCUACGCCCCAGAGGAACUUUGAGAUCGCCUUCAAGAUGUUCGACCUGAACGGAGAUGGAGAGGUGGACCUGGAGGAGUUUGAACAGGUCCAGAGUAUCAUCAGGUCUCAGACCAGUAUGGGGAUGCGUCAUCGGGACCGCUCCACUACGGGUAACACCCUGAAGACUGGCGGCUGCAGCUCUGCUCUUACCACAUACUUCUUCGGUGCCGACCUGAAGGGCAAACUGACCAUCGGCCAUUUCCUGGAGUUCCAGAGGAAGCUGCAACACGAUGUCCUUAAACUAGAGUUUAUGCGUAACGACCCAGUGGAUGGGUGCAUAACAGAGAGACAGUUCGGAGGCAUGCUGCUGUCCUACAGCGGAGUCCAGUCACGUAAACUCAAACAGAUGCAGAAGGGACUCAAGAAGAUGUUCAAAGAUGCUCAGGGCAUUACGUUUGAGGAGGUGGAGAAUUUCUUUACCUUCCUGAAGAAUGUGAAUGAUGUGGAUACAGCUCUGAGUUUCUACCACAUGGCCGGCGCCUCCAUCGAUAAAGCCACGAUGAAGCAGGUGGCUCGUACGGUGGCUAAAGUGGAGCUGUCGGAUCAUGUGUGUGAUGUCGUGUUCGCUCUGUUCGACUGCGAUGGUAAUGGAGAACUGAGUAAUAAGGAGUUUAUAGCCAUAAUGAAGCAGCGCCUGAUGCGAGGUCUAGAGAAACCUAAAGACAUGGGUUUCACCCGGUUGGUACGAGCCAUGGUGAAGUGUGCCCAAGACACCGCGUGGGACUUCGCCAUGCCAAAACAGAAUUAGACACCUGUGUGUGUGUGUCAUGCCCAAGCAGCAUUAAGGAUGGGAGGGAUGUGUGUGUGCUUGGGCAGGCGUGAGAAUGCAAGUGUGUGUAUUCGGGUGACGAAAAGGGUGCUCACUCUGCUCCUCCACACAACUCUAAACAUCGAUGACGUCUUCUGGCUCUCUGUGUCUCUCUCCCUCUCUGUGUGUCUCUCUCCCUCUCUGUGUGUCUCUCUCCCUCUCUGUGUGUCUCUCUCCCUCUCUGUGUGUCUCUCUCCCUCUCUGUGUGUCUCUCUCCCUCUCUGUGUGUCUCUCUCCCUCUCUGUGUGUCUCUCUCCCUCUCUGUGUGUCUCUCUCCCUCUCUGUGUGUCUCUCUCCCUCUCUGUGUGUCUCUCUCCCUCUCUGUGUGUGUCUGUCGCUCUGUGUGUGUCUGUCGCUCUGUCUCUCUGUCGCUCUGUGUCUCUCUGUCGCUCUGUGCCUCUCUGUCGCUCUGUGCCUCUCUGUCGCUCUGUGCCUCUCUGUCUCGCUCUGUGCCUCUCUGUCGCUCUGUGCCUCUCUGUCUCGCUCUGUGCCUCUCUGUCGCUCUGUGCCUCUCUCUCUCUCUCUCUCGCUCUGUGUCUGUCUCUCUCUCUCCGUCUCUCUCUCUGUGUCUCGGAUUAAAAGCAUAUAGUUAAUUGGCAACAAUAGAUGUUAUAACUCAUAUCUGUUCACACCAAUUAAAGACAUCAAACUCAUUAUGACAUCAGCUCUGGCGUAAACAUAAUCAUGUUACUACAAUAUGGUUCUUUCAUCCCAAAUGGCACCCUAUUCCCUAUGUAGUGCACUACUUUAGACCAGGGCCCUAUGGGGAAUGGCACACUAUUCCCUAUGUAGUGCACUACUUUAGACCAGGGCCCUAUGGGGAAUGGCACCCUAUUCCCUAUGUAGUGCACUACUUUAGACCAGGGCCCUAUGGGGAAUGGCACACUAUUCCCUAUGUAGUGCACUACUUUAGACCAGGGCCCUAUGGGGAAUGGCACCCUAUUCCCUAUGUAGUGCACUACUUUAGACCAGGGCCAUAUGGGGAAUGGCACCCUAUUCCAUAUGUAGUGCACUACUUUAGACCAAGGCCCUAUGGGGAAUGACUCCCUAUGUAGUGCACUACUUUAGACCAGGUCCAUAUGGGGAAUGCCACCCUAUUCCCUAUGUAGUGCACUACUUUAGACCAGGGCCCUAUGGGGAAUGGCACCCUAUUCCCUAUGUAGUGCACUAUUUUAGACCAGGGCCAUAUGGGGAAUGGCACCCUAUUCCCUAUGUAGUGCACUACUUUAGACCAGGGCCCUAUGGGGAAUGGCACCCUAUUCCCUAUGUAGUGCACUACUUUAGACCAGGGCCCUAUGGGGUAUGGCACCCUAUUCCCUAUGUAGUGCACUACUUUAGACCAGGGCCCUAUGGGGAAUGGCACCCUAUUCCCUAUGUAGUGCACUACUUUAGACCAGGGCCCUAUGGGGAAUGACACCCUAUUCCCUAUGUAGUGCACUACUUUAGACCAGGGCCCUAUGGGGAAUGACACCCUAUUCCCUAUGUAGUGCACUAUGGGGAAUGGCACCCUAUUCCCUAUGUAGUGCACUAUUUUAGACCAGGGCCCUAUGGGGAAUGGCACCCUAUUCCCUAUGUAGUGCACUACUUUAGACCAGGGCCCUAUGGGUCUUCUUAUGGACCCUGGUCAAGCGUAGUGCACUGCAUAGGGAAUAGGGUGCCAUUUUGAGAUGCUGACGCGGCAGUUUGUCCUAAGAGGCUUUCCAUGGACGGCUCUCCGCAAUGCAUCAUGGGUAUUAUUAGGGGAUGGGAGUUAUAAUCUUGUAUAUUUAUUGUUUUGCGAUUUGUAGUAAUUGUCUAGGCGAAUGUAAACAAACACAACCUUUUUCCCUGAAUAAGGAUUAAACGGUACUUUAUAAACCCUCGUUAUAGUUUAGAGGAUUUAUGUUUGACUGCAAAACACAAGAAAUCCUGUUACUCCCUCAAUUCAAAGUUAAAGGAUUAAUUUAAAUCACGUGGAAUGUCUCUCUAAAAUAGGUGUCUCUCUAUAAGGCUGUUCCAUCUCUCUCCUCUCUCAUCCUCUCUGUCCUUCUAUCCCUCCAUCUAAUGUGUCUCUCUCUGAGGCUGUUCCAUCUCUCUCCUCUCUCAUCCUCUCUGUCCUUCUAUCCCUCUAUCUAAUGUGUCUAUAAGGCUGUUCCAUCAAGGCUGUUCUCCUCUCUCAUCCUCUCUGUCCUUCUAUCCCUCCAUCUAAUGUGUCUCUCUCUGAGGCUGUUCCAUCUCUUUCCUCUCUCAUCCUCUCUGUCCUUCUAUCCCUCCAUCUAAUGUGUCUCUCUAUAAGGCUGUUCCAUCUCUCUCAUCCUCUCUGUCCUUCUAUCCCUCUAUCUAAUGUGUCUCUCUAUAAGGCUGUUCCAUCUCUCUCCUCUCUCAUCCUCUCUAUCCUUCUAUCCCUCCAUCUAAUGUGUCUCUAUAAGGCUGUUCCAUCUCUCUCAUCCUCUCUAUCCCUCUAUCUAAUGUGUCUCUCUAUAAGGCUGUUCCAUCUCUCUCAUCCUCUCUAUCCCUCUAUCUAAUGUGUCUCGAAGAUAUUCUACAACUGUACAGACUGUCGACGUUGGAGUUGUAUUCCCUGCUUACCAUCCCGGCCUGUUUUAUUUCAGAGAGCUGGUUAUUAUUACUGAAUGACGUCAUCAUUCUGAUGUUCAACCACAGUAUUAUUAAACACGUUUGUUUUUCUGAA
Molecule: messenger RNA, 4340 nt
Organism: Oncorhynchus keta (chum salmon)
Lineage: Eukaryota; Metazoa; Chordata; Actinopteri; Salmoniformes; Salmonidae
Gene: micu1
Product: mitochondrial calcium uptake 1
Exons: 13
Coding region: 158-1609 (483 amino acids)
Biological process (GO): calcium import into the mitochondrion; mitochondrial calcium ion homeostasis
Cellular component (GO): uniplex complex
Molecular function (GO): calcium ion binding
Source: RefSeq, a predicted model, not a curated record